UGCCUGCUGAUCGAAAAGCAUUUAAAAGCUGCUCAUGUCAGCGGAACCGCAGCUUGUUUGUGAGAAAGUAGCUACAACAGUGGACAUGGUUGAAUUUUGGCAGUGGUGAAGCGUUGCUGCAGCUCAGACCGGAACCAAAUAAUUUCUAUAGUUGUUGUCAGUGAUGGGGACCAACAGCCAGAUCUCGUCAGAGACUGAAGAUGACAUCCACCCUCCUGCUGGGCUGCAUGUCUCCGUCAAAGGUCUGAAAGAAGGCUGGCAGAAGUGGUGCAGUGAGCACCAGGAGCAGCAAAAGCACAACCCUUUCAGCCACAACACCAGACUGAGUGUGGUGGUCCCUCAGAGGGGCCAGGAUGACUAUGGAAGACCUCUACAGGGGUCUCUGACAGAGCGGCGUGGGCAGGAGGCUCACACACACAUCAGUGAUGAGGUCCAGAGGCUGUGCAAGGAGAUAAGGACCAUCGGAGAGCUGAAGGAUGGGGGCGGACGCAGCAGUGGAACAAAAGUGGUGGCUGUAGAAUUUGGAAAACUUUUUGAACAUUAUGUGACGAUCUCCAAUAAACUGGUGGGGACUCUGUUACGGGCCAGAAAACAGAGACUGGUUGAGUUUGAUGGGGAGAUGCUCUGGCAAGGGAAGGAUGAUCAUGUGGUCAUCUUUCUGGUGGAGUGAGCACAAGCCUUGAUUAACAAUGCCCUCUACCUCGACAGCAGGGUAGUAAAUGUUACACGGCCUGUGCUGCUCUCAGGUUUACGUGUUCAUAGCAACAUUUGCAGAUUACACCCAGUUAGGUGAGGCUAUGCUAUGUGGGCGUUUUAUUACAGCCUGUCCAGGUGUUCAGGAGGUAUUUUGCUAAUGAACUCUGUCCGACUGACUGAUUUACAACCUGAUGAUGGUGAUUAGCACACCUGCCAGGAUGAAGCUAACCCAAAGAUGAUGAGUGGUAAAUCUAGUGGUUCAUGUGAAAUCCAACCAGUGUUUUCAUAAAAAGCUACGUGGUGCUACAGGAUGAACCGGAGCCGGCUGGGCUCCACAGCUCGUAUUUAUCAUACGAGGGCAGUUUGAGUUU
Molecule: messenger RNA, 1067 nt
Organism: Nothobranchius furzeri (turquoise killifish)
Lineage: Eukaryota; Metazoa; Chordata; Actinopteri; Cyprinodontiformes; Nothobranchiidae
Product: actin-binding Rho-activating protein
Biological process (GO): positive regulation of Rho protein signal transduction; positive regulation of transcription by RNA polymerase II
Cellular component (GO): sarcomere
Molecular function (GO): actin binding
Source: RefSeq, a predicted model, not a curated record